Molecule: messenger RNA, 7471 nt
Organism: Eriocheir sinensis (Chinese mitten crab)
Lineage: Eukaryota; Metazoa; Arthropoda; Malacostraca; Decapoda; Varunidae
Exons: 8
Coding region: 203-1555 (450 amino acids)
Source: RefSeq, a predicted model, not a curated record
GUGGCUCGGGCCUGGGCGGAGAGUUGCAGAAGGGAGAUGCAAUGUGUGUCCAGGGCAGGGAGGUUGUGUUUGUUUGUUCUGUUGGUUACCGUCGCCAUAGGGAUGCUGAGGCGCCAGGUGCUGUGCGUGACUGGCGUUCCUCGGCCCUGUGCUGCAGCUGUCAUUUAUGUUGUGAUGGUCGGUGGUGCGGCAGCGCGGUGAGAUGCGGCUAAUGCGGUCAGUGGUCGGCGGGUGUGUGUGUGUGGUGGCCAGUGUGGUGCUCCUCUCCACCCUCACCUCCACCCCGCCCACUGGCCCCGCCAUCCAUUCCAUUGUUGCCCACAAUCUUAAGGAGGAGCUGGAAGGACGCAUGACAUGUGACGAGGAGGACCUUGAGAGGCUCGGCUUUGUGGAGGGGGCAGCACUCUACCCACACCAUGCCUGGGAAAACUUGUCCACCCCUGUGCUGGCCUCAGCGGUGUGGAGUGGACAGGUGUGGCAGGUGGAGGGCUUGGUGGGCCUGGCACAGCUGCUACUGCCCAACCUGACCCUGGUGGUGUAUGGCCUUGACCUGCCUCCAGCUGAGAUGCAGCAGCUGGAAGAGGCAUGCAACACCACCUGCAUGGUGCUGUCCUUUGACUUCUCUCUCUACCCAUCGCACCUCAGGGACCGCCACCUCAGGGCCUACCGCCCCAUCAUUAUACAGGAGCUGUUGGUGCGAGCCGGAGCAGUGUUUUGGCUGGAUGCUGGUGUACGGCUGGCUGCUGGGGGUGCCGGGAGUGAAGACGGAGGGACAGAGGCAGAGGUUGAGAAGCUGAUGGAAGUAUGGAGCAGCCAGGCGCUGAAGAGUGGUGGGGUUUUCACGUGGCCCCUCACAGACCCGGCCUUCCUGCCCUCAGCCGCCCUCACACACCCCAACAUGUUUGCAUUUUUCCACACCAAGAAGCACCACUAUGAUUUCCAGCAGAUGGGUGAUGCCGGCACCUUGCUGCUCUACAACACUGAGGGUGUGCACCGCUACCUCAUGAGGCCUUGGGUGUCCUGCGCACUGACGCACAACUGUAUCAGCCCCAUUGGUGCUCAGGACACUGGUUGCAGAUAUGACAAGAAGCCACUGUUCCGUUACUCUGGCUGCCACCACUAUGAUGCCUCGGCCUUUAAUGUAGCGCUCGGAGUCAUGUUCUCGUAUGACACUCGGCUCUACCUUGCCUCAGCCUCCCCUUUCAUCCGGGUCUCGGCAAAGCCCCAGCCCGACACAGAUGUCUCCCUGACUGGGCGUGGGGGCGAGGAGGAGGCCACCAAUACUUCAACCCACAGAGAUGCGUUUAGUAAAAAGUCCCUCACAGGCGGUCGCAAGGCUGAACGAACCCUUGGUGGUGGCCUUGAGGUGAUACAAAGACAGCUGCGCAACACUAGUGCAAGUAGGACAAACAGCAGAAGACUUAGAGAGAAGGAGAGAGAUAAAACAAGAGACAGAGGUCGUGAUAAACAUGUUUCCCUUGGUGUGUUGCCUGUCACCACAGACUCCCUUCAGAGGAGUCGUUCUGACGACGAUGACAGUGGCAACACUUAUUGACCACAGCCCCCUAAUAUUAAGGACCCUUGCAUCCUCCUCCUCCUCCUUCCCUUUGUUGUUUUCCUCUAAGAAGGCAUUGACUCUACAUAUUUUGAUGCUGUUGCUGAUGCAUGAACAUCGAAUUAAUUUAUGAAGCAUUUUUUAGAAUGAGACCCCCUCUCCUCCUCUCUCUCCCUCUGUCCAUCUCUCAUAGGCCUGUGAAAGAAGAUAAACAAACAGAUGCAUGUGAUGCAAUGGGUGCAAGAGGAAUGUCCCUCAUAGAGCAGAAAGAGAGCCUCAGGAUAUUCAAGACAGAGAGAGUGAUGAUGGGAAAAUUAGCAUUAUAAGGACAAUGUAUGUGACCUGGAACAAGUGGAGACUUCUUUCUUUCUGCUCUGUGAAGCAGUGCAGAGAAAAAGCUGUUACAGUAUCAUACAGAAAGAGAAGGAGAAGGGUUUGGCAUAAGAGAGCUUUGUAGCUAAUUGGAAGCUCUCACUUCUUAGCCAUUUCAUUUUAAGAAACUCAAGAAAAAGGGAAGUACAAUUACAUGAAAAAGGAGAAAAAGGGAGGAAAGAUGAAAGGAUAAACAUGUAGGCUUGAAUUGUAUGUGAAGACACUUCCUUCAUGAACAACCCCUUUCAGGAAUGCCCGGGAAGGCACACAGCAGUAGAUACUUGGAGAGUUGAAGGCUGAAAUGACUGAAGAAUGCAAUGGCAGAUGUAUGAAGGCAAAGCUGGUGAGGAUUUUUAGCAAGAGCCACACCCUUGAAAACAAGUUUCAGAAUUAAUUACUAAUGAUCAAAGGGAUUAUUGUGAGGAAGGAAGUAGGAGCGAGGGUACUGGAGAGGGGCCAAGGCAGUUAUGUAAUACAAUAUAAAUCUAUGCUGACAAUUUGUGUGUGUGUGUGUGUGUGUGUGUGUGUGUGUGUGUGUUUAUUUACAUAGUUGUGAUAUUCAGGAAAUGAUCUGCGCUCGUGAGUUCUUGUCUCGAGUUUCAGUCAGUCAAAUUAAGCUUUAAACUCAUUUAAAUUUUGAGAUUGGGCAGUCUCUUUGUCCAGGUCCUAACACAGUUCAGUGCAUCCAUAUGGAAAACUCUAUUUCUGGAUAUCUUUCUAACAUCAUGGUUGAGUGUUUGUGUGGAGGGGGAUUAAUGAGGCAGGUUUGUAUGGCUGUGUGUUCUGGUAUUCAUUGGUGUACACAUUCAUCUAUCAAAGGAGUGAGUCUAGUGAAGGUAGAAGAGAGGAAGGGUGCUGGAUGGAGGUGCUUUUCUUUUAUCAAUUACAAAAAAGACAUUAGCUUGAAGGGUUACUGAUUCCUCUCUCGCCAUAUUCAGGAUUUGCCAAUGAUAGUAUUAUAUGGGAUACAUUUUUUUUUUUUUUCCAAAGUCUUCUUCAUUCACAGCACGAAAGAAUAUUUCUGAUGUGGAUGUUAGAUUCACGAGUCACAAUGUACUUCUAGCAUUCAGAUUCAAUUUCUUCAUCAUCAUCAUCAUCUCAUUGACGCCUCCUCCUAGGAGCUCCCACCAGGGGAUGGCCAUGGCAGAAGAGUUUCCAGCUUUCUUUAUUCAUACACUCCCUCCUUGCCUGCUCAAAAUUUCUCAAGAAUCCCUAAUGUAGUCCUGUACCCUAUCCCUCCAUUUCACUGGAGGUUGUCCUCUAACAUUCCCUCCCUCUAUCUCACUCACAUACACCCUCCUGGUCAUCUUACUCUCCUCCAUUCGCUUCAUGUGACCAAACCACUUUAAAGUCUGUUGCUUCACUUCUACCACUCCACACUUCUUCCCUUCACCCCUGUGACACAUUCCAAAACACUUAUACACACUUUCAUUACUCAUUCCAUCCAUUCUACUCACACCACAUGCACUCCUCAAAUAAUGCAUUUCCACUGCCUUCACUCUAGACCUCUGACUUUCAUUCCAGGCCCAUGCUUCACUUACAUAUGUGAGGGUUGGUACUAUUAUUGUAUUUCUCAAAUCACUCUUUACCUCCAUGCUCACACUUCUGCCAUUCAUGAUAUGUCCCAAAGACCCUACCACCCUUCUUCCUUACGAUGCCCUUUCUCUUGUCUCUCCCUCCGUACCAUCAUGCUUACACAUAACUGAUUUUGGUACUUAAACUCAUUAAUCUCCUCCAUUUCUUUACCAUUCAAAAUUAUUUUGCAUUCUCUUUUACAUUCAAUUCCCACUCUUUAUGGGCAUACAAAAUCCACGACCUCACUUCUACUCCGCUCACAAACCAUCACUUUACUUUUGUUGACAUUUACUUUCAGCUUUCUCCUUUUACAGACACUAUCAAAAACACUGACCAAAUUUUGUAAGUCACUUUCGUUUUCUGCAAUGAGCACUGUGCCAUCAGCAAAUAAGAUUGAAUUCAGCACCCACUUCCUUUCCUCAGCGUACAUUUUUACUCCAACUUCCCCAACUUUGCCCUUCAUUUCUCUCAUAACACCAUCCAUAUAAAUAUUGAACAACCAUGGUGACAUGACACACCCUUGUCUUAAGCCCACUUUUAUCUCAAAAUGUUCACUUGUUUCUCCACUAAUUUUGACACAUGCAGAUGCAUCCUCAUAGAAAGACUUUAUUGCAUUAAGCAGUUUUCCUCCCACACCAUAUAUCUUUAAAACAUCCCACAAUGCAAUCCAAUUAACUCUGUCAUAAGCUUUUUUUAAAUCCAUGAAGGCAGUGUAUAGCUUCUUUCCUUUUGCUAAUAUUUUUCUGCUACCAUCCUGAAGGCAAAUAUCUGAUCCACACAUCCCCUUCCCUUCCUGAAGCCUCUUUGUUUUUCACUGAUUUUCUCUUCUGUAAGUCUUUGCACCCUCUCUAUUAUGACUUUUCCAUAUACCUUUCUGGGUAUACUCAGGAGACUUAUACCUCUAUAACUCUUACACUCCCCUCUCCUGCCCUUCCCCUUUUAAACUGGGACAAUGAUGACUUUUGUCCAGUCUGCUGGCACCCCCCCCCUCCCCCCCCCAUGCCACUUCACAUAUCUUGACCAUCCAUUUAGUAACUACAUCUCCUCCACAUUUCAACAUUUCUGCUGUGAUUCCAUCAAUUCCUGCUGCCUUUCCAUUUUUUAAUCUUUUUAUUACUUGAUUUACUUUUUCAUAUGUUAUACUUUCUUCUUUAUAUACUCCUCCUCUACCUCCACCCAAAACUGAUGCUGUUACAGCUGCUGGACGUCCAUCCUCAAAAUUCAUUAAAUUUUUGAAAUAUUCUCUCCAUCUCUCUUUCACAGCUUCCCUGUCUUUCAACAUCUUUCCAUUCUCUUCCAUAACUUCAUUUAUUUUACUUUGGGAGAUAUUUUCUGCAUUUCUUUUGUUUUUUACUUCUUUCCAAUAUGAUUUUCUGUUCCCUUUAUAUUUUUCACUUAGUCUUUUCCAAAGUCUUCAUCAACUUCAUCAACUUCUUCUACAAGUAUUUGCCACUGAUGGCAUACUAGAUCAUAUUCAAGGUUUUUAAGCCUGUUGAUUCUUUCCUUCCUGAUAUACGAAUCUAAGGCAUGCUUUUAGAAAGGAAAUUAAGAAGUGCUGAAAGAAAUAUUAGUGUGAAGGAGAUCUUAGUAUUAAGAAUUACUAACAAGGAAAAGAAAACCCCAAGUGGAUAAAAGAACUAAUAGAAGAUAUGAUAAAGACUGUUGAAGCCAAGAAAUGAGACUUGUAUGUAGAGUAGAAGACUGCAGGUGGACAAAGUGACAGACUGAGCGAUAACUGAUAUACAAAGGCCCAAGGGAAGGCUCUGCAUCAGUUGUGAGUGAUGAAAUUCAGAAGUAUAUUCCACAUUUACAUGGAGACUGAAAGCUAGAGGCACAAGCUGGAAAAAGGAGUGAUGCAGAUUGAUGAUGAUGAUGGUUGAUUACAUUUUAUUUGUCUUUUCAGUUGUCUGGGGAGAUGAUUUAUUUCAAAGUAACCCACAAAGAAAUCAGACAGCCACAAAUGCUUAUUGGAUUCCAAGUUAAUUAUUUUGGAUUCUGUUGUUACUACCAUUCUUAGGACUUGAAGAACACAAAUCAGUACCAAGCUCCAAAGCUCUCUCAGGAAGGGAACUGCUUGGCAAUCAUGAGUUCAGCAUGUGAUAUGACCAUGGUGAAUCAAUUAAACACACACACACACACACACACACACACAUGCAGGGGGAUAGCAGUUAUUACUUUAGUCCUGCAUAUAGACUUUAUUCCUUAGAAACCAAAGACAAGUAUAGUCCAGGCUUGUACAUAUGUGUGUGUGUGUGUGUGUGUGUGUGCAUUCAUAACAAAAUUAGGGUAUGUGUGUUGUUUAAAUGUUUCUUUCAGAACACUUUUCAUUUUCUGGUGGUUAGUUAUAAUUAAUGUUUCAUAUAUAUAUAUAUAUAUAUAUAUAUAUAUAUAUAUAUAUAUAUAUAUAUAUAUAUAUAUAUAUAUAUAUAUAUAUAUAUAUAUAUAUAUAUAUAUAUAUAUUUCUGUACACAUUGGUGAUGACCAAUCUGCAUUUAUUCACCUUUUAUUUUUCUUCAGUCCAUUAAGGCACACUAGGGGUGACCAUGAGAGUUGUGGCAUAUGCCAUCUUGUCAGAGCCCAUUGUCUCCUAUUUUCUGCUCCCAGCGUGAGUCACCACAGUGAAUCAUUGUUAACAGGCCUGGUAGAAGACAUUUCUGGGUUUUGAUCUGGGGCAUUUGUUCUGAUCAGGUCAUGGUCAAAUUUACAAUUUACUUACUUCUUUUAAUUACUUUGGGUGACUUAGAGAUCUUGAGAAUUUUUCAGGAGCUGUAGGCUGUCAUGAAGUACUUAGACCAAAACAAGUAAAUGCAAAUGUCAAAUUAGCAUUUAUCUUCAUGUUGAAUAGGAUGUGUAUAUGUUAAUUUUGAUUUUGUGUUAAGAAAAUAUUGUAUUUUAUGGUGUGUGUGCAUGCAUGUGUGUGUGUGUGUGUGUGUGUGUGUGUGUGUGUGUGUGUGUGUGUGCAUGCAUGUGUGGGUGAGUGUGUGUAUGAGAGAAUGAUUAUUGUCACAUAUUCUCCUAUGGAGGAAUAUUUCUCAAUUUCACUGUGACUUUUCUUGUAAUUUCCUCUUUCAUGAGUCUGUGGCCAGCUCUUGCUUGUUUAGAGCAAGAAAUGAAGUUUUUUGUAUUAUAAUUUUCAUCUUUAUGAUUAUUAAUAGCAUUAUAGAAUUAUUAUCAUUACUAUUUUCAUUAUUUUUUUGAUUUAAUUAAUUUAAUAAUUAUAAUGAAAUAGCCAUUAUUACUGAUUGUCAACAUUCAUAUUGCCAGUACUACAAAUGAUGAUCUUUUCAUCUAGUCAUUUGAUUUAAGGAGGUGGGAAGAACAGUCCUAAGUUUUCUUCAUUAAUAAAAGCAACUUUUUUUUUUCCUCUUGUCAAUUAUGCAACAUUAUUGCAAUCAUAUUUUCUUCUUUCAUUCUUCCCUUCUAUUUUUCCUUUGUUCCUUUCUCAUCAUUCACAACAACUUGCCAGUUUUGUAUAAGUGCCAGAGCCAUACAAUUUCACCACUAAUAGUAAUUGAUGUCAGAUGAAAUCUGUCAUUGUGUAUUUUUUCAGCCACCAAAAGGCCUUUCAUAAGCCCUACUGGAACCUUAUUUCCUCUGAUUGAAUUAGGAAUUAUAUUGAGCAAGUCUUCUUCCUGAGUUUUCUUGAGAGAACAUUUCAAACUCAUUCUCGGGUCAAUGCGCUGCAGUCCAUCCUUAGGGCUUAUAGAGAACUUUUCUGGGUUGAAAUAAGAAUGAUUAUAGUCAUAUAUAUACCUAAGCACUUUUAAGUUUUCUUAUUGUGUAUGUACAUAAAUCCUGUAUGUAUGUUUAUGUAUGUAUCUUAGUUCAAUAGGUUUGUGUAUAUAAUUAUGCACACUUAUCCACGUAUGUGUAAGAGUUUUAAUUGAGUGGUUGUGUAUGGUUGUCAGACAUAUAUAUGCAAUUGUUAUAUUUAUGUGGACAAAUAAUGAAAUGAAGGCUUGAUUUGUA